Messenger RNA from Parnassius apollo (apollo), 3702 nucleotides. The record is from the annotation of a GenBank genome assembly. Lineage: Eukaryota; Metazoa; Arthropoda; Insecta; Lepidoptera; Papilionidae.
AUGGAAGACGAGCGAACAUAUUCGAAGAAAUCUUUAGAAGAAUGUUCAUACAGAUAUUUGCAGCAAAUAGCGAAGUCAAUGAGCCUUCCUUGUAAUGUUAAGAAGGUAUACCUGAUUGAACUCAUAUUGGCCAAAAAGUUCAGUUCUGCAAGCGAGGUGAAGAGCAUCGUGCAACGAGUGAAAUUGGAGCGAAAGCAAGUGGCACAAAUUAGGAAGAGAUGCCGCAAAGCUAAAUUGAAGAAAGCGGAAAUAUAUUCACUAAGUAAAGGAACACAAUCUCCACCUAUAACAACAACACCAAAGCGUCCUGGCAAAUCGCUGUUACAUUGCAGUCCAGACUUACAACAAACUGUUAUCAAAUACAAACCAAACAAACGUCUGUACCCUAUACCACAUAGAACUUAUCCUUCUCCUAAAACACAAAAUGGAAGUGAUAGAGUGUUACGAAGUUUCAAUUUGAAAAAAUUAAAUAAAAAUUCGGGCUUUAUGAACAUAAAUGACACUGUAGUUGAGAUGAUCAAAACUCAGCAAAGAAUCAAUCCAAAAGAAACUCGCGUUGAAAUUGUGAGUUGUGAGGGAAACCAUCCAAAAUUUAAUGUGACUGCAAAAUGUUUGGUGAAAAAACACAAGCCGAGCAUACUAACUUCCGGUCCUUUGAGCGCUGUUAAGACUUAUGAAAGCAGAAAAUUGGUGCCUGUUUGUAAUGGAAAUACUUCCCCACCAGCUAAGAGACAAAGAUCAAUUAGCGGGAUAUAUCCUUUAGUUCAUGAAGAAACUACAAACAGAUGUGGCUACCUACAGAGUGUUGGUUUAAGAGGCAGAGACGGGAAAAUGUCAAGAAUACAGGCGUUAGUACAAAAACGCUCAACAUACAGAGAAAAUUGCGACAUACUAAACAUCCGUACCCCUGAAAUUAAUCUACAAGAUGUAAUUAAUUGCAAGAUAGAUGCUCAGAAUCUCGCUAGUACAAACUUAAUGGAGUUCGUUUUAGCAGAUACAAAUAUUAACAAUAAUUAUUUGCAACUACCUUGUCCGUCUCAAUCUAAUCUAGAUAAUCAGGAAAAUGAAACUCAAAAUUCGGUACAUUUGAAUAACAAGCAGAAUGUUACUGGAAGGGAUGUGUCUGAUGAUAUGCGCUCAGUGUAUUAUCAUAAGAAAAUUAGAGCAGAACAAAUGAGGUGUAAUCGGUUUGCAAGCAACAGUGAACAGGUUGUAGAUCAGAGAUUGCCCAAUAUUAAUGAGGUCUUUACAAAGUUCAAGGACGUUACACAACCUUUGUAUGUUCAAGUUAGCAACGAGUCCGAAAGAAUACUCAACAACCCAGUAAAUGUACCAAGAAAUAAUACUAACACAGGGAUGCUGGAAAAUAUUUACAAUAUCCGAAGUCAAUUCCUCAUCAAUCAGCCGUUGUUGCAAGUAUCAACAACAUCAAACACAAGAGUGGCGGUACCGACUUCCACUGUUGUGUCCAGCGAACAAUAUUCUUCUUCGCUAGUGGCGGAUAGUCAGUACAGAAAUGACAGUGAUGAGAAUUUACCGCGUCUGACGGAGCUCCUCGGAUCUCCAGAACAGAACACGCAUCGAAACGAUUACGUGUAUAAUGAAGAGCUUAGUACUUCAGCGUCAUCAAUGGACACGUCACAAUCGCAAGUUCUGGGCGCUUGUGUGACAAUACCCGAAAUGGUAGAAGAUGCUCUUGAGAUCAUCAGCCAAGAUGGCGACUAUAUGGAGCGCAUAGAAAUGGACAUAAGAGUACAAUGCAUCCUUUGCUCUUGGGCUGGACCCAAGAUUAUGCUGGAAAAUCAUAUAAGAAAGGAGCAUUCAAGCCAAAUCGACAAACAGUGUAAAAACGAAUGGAAUAUUACAUUCACUUUAGGAAGCCUGGUGCAAUGCCAGUUUUGGCUCAGUCAAGUUAUAGAAUACGAUUCUAUGCUUUAUGUUCUAAGCGCUAAGUAUGAAGAUCCUGAUUGUUUUAUGGCCUCUUUAUCUACGUUAACAACACAACAAACCAUACAUAAAUUUGGAUCAAUCACAUUGUACAACAAAGUCACUGGCGAGCCGUAUUUAUGGGAGGGUUUUAUAGAACCACUCCCCUCCAACUUGCCCUAUCACAACGAUUUACGUUGCUUAAAACUAGAACUGUCUAGACUUGACCUUUUACCUAAUAGCGCUAAUCUAAAAUUACUAAAUCGUGAAUUAACAUCACGGGUGCUGAACUCAACGUUUCGCUACGCGAAGUUUGUCCGUAAGCUACGCGCUGAGGAAGAGGAGCAGCGGAAGGGUGCGGUGAAUAAGGCCAAAGAGAUCAAAGAUAAUCAGAUCAAUGACUUCUUUCUUCGCUGUGACCGCAGAUCUCUUAUCAACGACGUAGCACAUCGCGUCGAUCUCUGCAUGGCCUCGUACCAAGAAGAUCUAAAUCAGAAGCGAGAUAAAUUGAAAGAUCUAUUCGCUCGUGAAGAAGAAGAGAACAUACGGAAGCUUGUUGAACAAGCGCAAGCAGGAGCAGAAGCGGUUUGGCAAGAGAAGAAGAAUAGACUCCAAUAUCUGCUCGAUAAGAGGAAGAAAGAACACGAGGAGAAGUAUAAAGAUACUCCGUUGUCAAAAUGUGUUCAUGUUCUGCCAUGCAUUUACAAGAUGCGAGCUAAGGAAGCGCAGGAAAUCCAGUUGUACCAGAUGAAAGAGAAGCAAGCGCGCAAGAUGGCGAAAAUGGAGUUCGACAAAAUGUGGCACGAGGUCGCCAUGAAAGAAGCUGACGCUCUGACAGCAAGAAUGGAGUAUGACGCUAUUGAACGCUUCCGCAAAGACAGAGAGUGUAAAGAGUACACAGAUUACCAACUGGAGCAGAAACGUAUUAAAAGGGAGAAGGAGAAAGAGAUGUUGAAACAGGAAACCUUGAGGUUUAAGUCCAUGUGGGAAGAGGACAAGAGAAAGGAAGCAGAAGAUGAACAAGCGCGAAAAGAAAAAACAUUAGAAUUAGCAGAGGAACGUAAAAGAAUGGUUGAGGAGAAACUGGAGAAGCUCGCUAACCAGAAAGCAGAGGAGAAGUUAGUGUCGGAUGCGUGGGAUUCCAUCGCUGGGCAAGGGCUUGCAGAUGAAAAGGCUAUGAUGGAACUUAGAAAAAGAAAAGAGAAAGAAUUAGAUGAAUGCAAUAAGAAGCUUAUAGAGCUAAAGAAGCAGUUGACGGAGAUGGAAGCUCAAGAUGAUGUACACAGAAGAGAACAAGCGCAGCGGAAUCAAGACGUGAUGGAUCUAACUCGAUGCGAAUAUUUGAAAUGGUCUCGAAGGACCAACGAGGAAGUUCGUCAAGCAAUGAAAGAUCAGAUUAAAGAGCGUCAGGAGGCCAAGGAAUUACUCAAACAAAAGAUGGCAGAAGAAAACGAAUACUACAGACAACUCUCGGCUCAGCUACAACAGCUGGUUGAACACAAAAAGAAAACAGAUGCAGAGGCGAAGAAGCAGCAUCAGAGGAACUUACUGGAGCAGAUGGAGUAUAACAAUUUAUUGAAGGAGCGAGCACGACAAGAAGAACUCGAUCAAAUAAAAAAAUAUCGCAUCGCUACGGAAGAAUAUGAGCAAGAGAUGAACAAGAUGUUGUGCAGGCCAUUUUUCAGCGAGGAAGUUCAUCCUUUUAUGAGGCAAAUGGCCAAGGGGCUGAAAAUGAAAGAGAAGUGUCCAUGUUCCAAGAGUGAUUAUUGUAAAUGA